This is a messenger RNA of Mytilus trossulus (common blue mussel), 1210 nucleotides long. Its product is annotated as tRNA selenocysteine 1-associated protein 1-like. Bases 71 to 934 code for a protein of 287 amino acids. NCBI's taxonomy places the organism in Eukaryota, Metazoa, Mollusca, Bivalvia, Mytilida, Mytilidae. The record is from RefSeq and is a predicted model, not a curated record. Gene Ontology annotation, biological process: selenocysteine incorporation. Gene Ontology annotation, cellular component: nucleus. The transcript is spliced from 10 exons. Gene Ontology annotation, molecular function: tRNA binding.
GUUAGUUUUAUGACUUCCGGUUUAAAUGUAAACAACGUGAUUUUUUUGUAACAUGCAUUGAAAAGUAGAAAUGGCAGUAAUUUGUACUACUCCAACGUUAUGGAUGGGAGAUUUGGAAUCAGACUGGGAUGAAGAAUUUAUAACAAAAGGUUUCCAGAAUAUGGGUAUAACAAUAAGAUCCCUGAAAAUCAUCAAAAACAAAGUUACAGGUUUGCCAGCAGGGUAUUGUUUUGUUGACUUUACAGACAAAGACAAGGCACAAGAAGCUUUAUUAAAAUUAAAUGGAAAGGUGAUACCAGGGACAACUCCAGUCAGAAGAUUUAAACUAAACAGUGCUGGAUAUGGUAAAGACAGUACACCGUUACCAGAGUAUUCCUUGUUUGUUGGAGAAUUAUCAGAUGAUGUUGAUGACUAUGUUUUAUAUCAAGCAUUUGCUAAGAGAUAUAGGUCAUGUAGAUCUGUUAAAAUUGUGACUGACAGUUCAGGACGAAGUAAAGGUUAUGGCUUUAUUAGAUUUACAGAGGAGAACGAUCAACAGAGAGCUCUUAUUGAAAUGCAACAUUUUCCUGGAAUUAGUCGUAGACCAAUAAGAGUUAGUUUAGCUACUCCUAAAAGACCACUGCCACCAGAUGUAUCUGGAGAUGUACAUUACAGUCAUUAUUAUGGUCAUAAUUACCCUUACAGUGCCUCAUAUUACCAGUAUUAUGGAUCCCAUACUGCACCUCAUUCAUCACAUGAUCAUGCACAUCAUGAACCAGCUACUGCAGAAGACGAAAUGGAUACACUAGAAGAACCAGAAUUAGAGAUAGAUGUGUUUAGAUACAAUAAAGACUUUAUGGAACAAAGUGAGGAAGUGUUUGAAGCCAUUGAACUUUCCCGAUGGACACCAUUAGACAGUAUAACUUCCAAGUUACCUCCCCCUAUGUCUAUUUAGAGAUUAUAACAGUUACCUCCCCCUAUAUAUAUUUAGAGAUUAUCACAACUUUGUCAACAUUUAUUGUGUCAUUUAUUCAUAUCUCUACAUUAUGUCAUAAUGUUUAAAUGCAUUUUAGUUCAGAAACAAAUGUAUUAGAUAAACAAACAAUAUUAUGUCUGACUGAAAGGAUUUCAGUUAUAAUACAGAUUGUGUUCAUUGUAUAUCAUAAUUGUCAACUCACUGCCAUUAUUUAUCAUCUGUCAUUGUCUACCAUAAAACUAUAUGAAAAAACUA